UCGUUUGGUUGUUUGUGCACAAAACAUAAUACAAUGGCUGUCGUGUCAGUUGUCGUAGAAAUCGUACGCAGUUUGCUACUUUUAGUAAAAAAAUUCUUUAAAAUUUUGCCGUGUCGUGCAGUGAAAUGUUAUAAAAUUUGUUUUCCAAAUACGAAAAUCAAUUGUGCUUUAAUUUAUUAUGGAUAAUCAUGGCUAUGGUGGCAUACAGUGGAUACAACACCACUCGAGUAAUCACUCCUCCCAUGCCGGAGAUAUGAAAACUGCUGGUCAGUUGAUGAUAGAUCCUCAGCCGCCACGUGAAGAGGAUCUUAUGGCCAGUGCAAAUUCAUCGUCGGACUAUAUGGCCACAGAGGAUGAAGCCGAUUCGGCAACUAUAGCCCAAAUUGCAGCUGAAAAUCUAAUUUUUAUGGCUCGCGAUGGUCAAAUGAUGACGGAAAUAAUAACAAAUUCUACGACCGAUGCAAAUGGAACUGUGGUUGUGACUGCCAGCGACGGCGAACAGAUUGACUGCGAUGCCAUUAUGGAACAAGCUGCCUUAAUACAACAACACGAAGAUGCUGGUGGUGGAGUUUAUAGUGUGGAGCAUUUUAGCGAGAAUACACCGCAAAUGGUGACGGAAGAGGUCAUCACCGAUGAUUGGGUGCAACAUCAAGGGGAAGAAAGAGUUGAAAUACCCGCCGAACAAAUUAUUGGCUCAAGUUCCCAAGUGCUGCUGGACAUUGAAGUGCCCCUGCCAACCGUACAAGAUGAAUACACUGCCCUGCGACCAUACCCCUGUGACUUUUGUAGUCGGCGAUUUCGCAAAAAAGCCAGUCUAAUGAAUCAUAUGGUGGCUCAUCAAACGGAUCGGCCACAUUUGUGUAAAUUAUGUGGAGCCAGAUUUCUAAGGCGACAAGAUCUCAUAAAUCAUUUAAAAGGGCAUGCAGAAGAGCCCACAGAACCACAAAUGGAUGAUAGUGAUUUCAUACAUUUUGUUACCGACACCACUUCCUCCUCACAACGUACUUCCAACGAUCAUUACUAUGAACAGGAUUGGAGUGUACCCGAAGAUUCGGUAACCAUACCAACAAAAUCUAGUCGUAAACAUCAACAACAACCGCAACAACUGCAACAUAUUACCUCCAUUUCUAAUCAACAAAUCAUGAUGGAAAAUACUAUAACCUCAUCAUCCCCCCAAGAUGUGCUAACUACUACACAAACUACCACAGCACCGCCUAGGGGACGUAUAAGUCGUCUCAAGCCUAAAGAGGACACCUCUUAUGUGGUCGAAGUACCCAAUAAUUGUUCAUCAAGUGAAAUGAUUAUCUCCUCGGCUUAUAGCAUUGUAGAAUGUGAUACUUUGUCUGCCAGUACGGCAGCCGUUAAACUUUCUCAGGACAAUACACCCGCUCUGCAUGAAAAUGAUGAAGAACAUAAUGUGCUACACUAUCCCGUUAUAGAUGAUAGCAAACCAUUUGUUUGUCAAGAAUGUGGUUUGGCAUUUUCCAGGGAAAAAGCCAUGCUCUCACAUACCAAGACCCAUCGUAAUGAUUCUCCCUUUGAGUGCCCCCAAUGCAAUGAAUUGUUUUGGGAUCAAAAUAGUUUACAGGAUCAUCAAAAAACUCAUCAGUUUGAAGAAAGCAAUUCGGAAUAUGAUCCCAAUGAAGGCGAGGAUGAAACACAAACCGAAUCAGAGUCCGAACAACAAUUAUAUGGUGAAUUUUAUUGCAGCGAAUGUGGCAUGUCGUUUCAUCGCCAGGAUCUUUUAAAAAGGCAUUCUAAAAGUCAUCCCGCUGGUAAUGUGACUAUGGGUCAAUCUGCACACAAUGGCAUGGAGAGCAGAGAUCAACAUUGUUGUAAUACUUGUGGAGAAACAUUUGCCGAGGCUUUAGAUCUGUUGGCGCAUGCUGAAAUACAUGCACGUUACCCGCCCUUUAAAUGUGUUUUAUGCGGUGAAUCUUUUUUCGAGGAAACCACCAUCAAAAAACACCUACAGUCUCAGCAUCCCAAUGAAAUCACCGAGAACUCUUGCAUCUUGUGUGGCAAAGAGUGUCGAGAUCGCAAAGCCUUAAUGAAACAUGCCUGGGAUCAUUCGCGAGAAAAAUGCCACUCUUGUUCGAAAUGUGGUAAAAAUUUCCAUAACAAGGCACGCCUUAAACGUCAUAUGGCCUCACAUCGUGACAAGUCCGUACAAUGUGAUGUAUGUCACGAAGAAUUUCCCGAUGGUCGCACUUUAUCCAAUCACCGCCACUCGCACAGUGCCACUUCGGCGGGUAAACUAUUCCCCUGUCUAGAAUGUGGUAAAACCUUUGGAUCACGGAGUUCCCAACAGAUACAUGUACGCAUUCACACUGGCGAACGACCCUAUGGUUGUCGUUUUUGUUGGAAAGCAUUUGCCGAUGGUGGUACGCUACGAAAGCAUGAACGUAUUCACACAGGAGAGAAGCCAUAUGCUUGCUCAGUGUGUCCGCGUGCCUUCAAUCAACGUGUUGUGUUGCGCGAGCAUAUACGUUCGCAUCAUUCGGGUUUGGAUGCCAAAAGAGGCACUUAUUAUUGUACGGUCUGUGGUGCUGAGUUGUAUUCGUCGGGAGAUUUGAUACAACAUUUAAUACAACACAGUGAUAUGAACACAGCAAUGCAAAGGCAACCAGUGACUGGUCCUCGGAAAUAUAAACGUAGACGCAAAUUGAAACCUCAUGAACUGGCACGACUGAAACGUGAAGUCAAACAUAAUGGUGGCACUGGAAGUGACAUUGAUUUAUCCGACUUUGAUAUAGACAAUGUAGACGAUUUGCUGGCAAUGACAACCGACAGCAAUACGGCCACUGAAACUGUAGCAACGGUCCAUGAACCGUCAAUCUCCCAACCAGGAAAGACAAGCAAACGAAAGAACGUCUCAGCCACUCUAAACACUGAAAGCAAUAAUACUAAUAAAAGUAAAGCAACCAUUAACAAAAAUAACAAAUCACAUAUUUUAGAAGAUCAAGAAGAUUACGAUUUAGAUGUGGGUAUAGAUGAUGAUGAGCUUAAAAAACAACGUUACAACUCUACAAGUAGUGAUAAAAUUUGGCCCACAAAACAAACCGAUGACACCUAUAAAUCCCUGUUAUCGAAUUUGGAGACAACUCUUCAAAGUAUAGACACUUUAGUAGUGGGUCCAUCAACAAAAUCCUCCCAUACCAUAGAAAAUAACAUGCUGGAAACACAGCAGCGUCAGACAAAGCGUAAAAUUAAACAAGAGUCCACCUCGACGGCUCAGAGAACACAACAGGUGCAACUAACAAGAGCAGACAAAGAUCCAUCUACUGCCACAAAUGGCAGAGGUCGUAAAAGUAAAACCGCCACCAAACAAACCAAAGGACCACAAAUGAUACAUACAGAAAAAUCAACUACAACCACAACUGACAAUGGUGGCGGUUCGGGAACAGGCAAAAAGAAAUCUAAAUCCAUUAUAACAAGAACACAAACCACAGCUAUAGAUUUACUGCCUAAAACUUCGGCCAUAGUGGAUGAUUACGACAUUAUAUCGCCCGCCUUGCAACCGCCCAAACAAAUUAGCUCUAGUCCUUUGCAUAUAAAACAGGAACAAGAUAAUCACAAACACAACUAUCACCAUCACCACCAUCCACAGCAGCAUCAUUUAAUGAAAAAUCCUCCAAAUACAAAUCACACCACUUCUGCCCGUACCCAGUCAACGACCCGCCACACAAACGCUACUGAUCUCUAUGAUGCUCACUUAUUGCUAGAGGCUUCGUGUCUGCGCAGCGAAUUAGAUGAGAUUCUAAGAUCACCCUCAAAGUCGUCCAACAAAUCAAGGCAACGUUUUACCAGUGAAUCCUCUACACAAUUUUUAGCUGAACAAUCAGAAGAAGAACAACAUUUGAUAAAAAUUGAACCCACAUCGCCUGAUCUAAGGGAAAUUGUUAAUGGUGCUAGUUCGGUUAAUACUAGUGCAGCACAAGGAGACCUGGAACUGGAAGUUGUAUCCACUAAAAGUUGUAGAUCUAAAUCUUCCAGAUCUCAAAGAGCGGUAAAUUCAAAUCGUAAAUAUUUAGAAUUUACCGGUGAUAUAAGCCCUACUGAGACCUCCAAUUUAAACAAAAGAGCCGCCUCAUCACUCUCAACAAAGUCUUCAAAAUCUGCCCGCACCGAACCAGACAAAUCGGUGCAAAAUUCUACAACUUCAUAUUUAGAUUACACCAUGGUGGAUACAUUUAAUACGGUUACAAGUUCCUCGGCGAAUAAUAACAAUUCAUUUGCUUCUAUCUCGGCAGUGGUUUCAGCAGCCGAUGCUUCGGCAGCGGCUCAACAAAACUCCUCUGCAGCUGCUGUGCGUAAACCUCAACGUUAUUUUGAAUGUGAAAUGUGCAGCGCCAUAUUUUCAGAUCGUGCUCAGCUAUUGGAUCAUGUGCCCAUACAUAUUUAAUUAAACGCUUUUAUAUUAAUCCUUGCAUACUACAAAAACAAUCAUAAAUGCCACUAACGUAAAGUAAACUCUAUUCUCUUAGCGUAUCUAUAAUAAUCAAUCAGUCAAUCGUUCAAUAACCUACCACCACCAUAGUGCCAACAAUUAUUUUGUGUUCAACUGAAAUAAUUUUUCUUCCUUCAAAAUGAGUUUUUCAUUGCAGUUUCUGCUGAUUUUGUAGAUAAUUUUACUAGAUUGUGUUUUUUUUUUUAAUUUUCUUUUAAUUAUUGUAUUUAAUGCUAGUAAUAUUUUUCAUUUUCUUAUUCUAUAUUAAGUAUGUACUACUAUUUAAUAUGAAACAAACACACAUGUAAUGUAGUUUUUAGUUUUUUUUUUUUAUAUUUAAAGAAACCUUGUUACCUUUGUUUAGGGUAAUUUAUUUUUAUUAAUUUGCUAACAAAAUUUAAUUUGUUGUUUUAAUUUUAUUUUCUUAAGAUGAUUGGAAAAAAAUGUGUAAAAUUUGGUUGCUUAAUUAAUCUGUUAAACAGAUUGCGUUUUAAAUUAGUUUUUUUUCUUCCUUUUCUCAAAACUGAACAAAUAAAGAACAACAACUACCAUAUUU
Calliphora vicina (urban bluebottle blowfly) is the source of this 5006-nucleotide messenger RNA. RefSeq lists its product as uncharacterized. NCBI's taxonomy places the organism in Eukaryota, Metazoa, Arthropoda, Insecta, Diptera, Calliphoridae. Gene Ontology annotation, biological process: regulation of transcription by RNA polymerase II. The transcript has 7 exons. The record is from RefSeq and is a predicted model, not a curated record. Gene Ontology annotation, molecular function: DNA-binding transcription factor activity; RNA polymerase II cis-regulatory region sequence-specific DNA binding. Bases 179 to 4405 code for a protein of 1408 amino acids.